Molecule: messenger RNA, 753 nt
Organism: Habropoda laboriosa
Lineage: Eukaryota; Metazoa; Arthropoda; Insecta; Hymenoptera; Apidae
Product: copper homeostasis protein cutC homolog
Exons: 1
Coding region: 1-723 (240 amino acids)
Molecular function (GO): copper ion binding
Source: RefSeq, a predicted model, not a curated record
AUGGAAAUCUGCAUCGAUUCCGUAGAAUCAGCUAGAAACGCUAUCGAGGGCGGUGCAAAUAGACUCGAAGUAUGCUCGGCCCUCUCGGAGGGCGGUUUAACCCCCAGUUUCGGUUUUUUGAAAAAAAUCAAAAGACUCUCAACGGUACCAAUCUACGCUAUGCUACGAGCACGUUCCGGAAACUUCGUGUACACGAUAGACGAGAUGGAGAUCAUGCUGGAGGAUUUGAAAAUCUUCAAAAAUCUCGGUGUCGACGGUUUCGUUUUUGGCGCGUUGACGUCAGAAAACCAGAUUCACGUGGAAUUUUGCAAGGAGGUUCUCUCCGUUGCUCUACCAUUGCCGGUCACCUUUCAUCGGGCCUUCGACGAGGUCGACGAUCCUCUCGAGUCCUUGAAAAUCUUGAUCGAUCUUGGAUUCGUGAGAGUUCUCACUUCCGGCCAGAAGGAUACCGCCGAAGAUGGAUUGGAAUUGAUAAAGGAACUUGUUCGAGAGGCCGACGGUAGAAUUACGGUGAUGCCCGGUUCUGGUAUCACAAAGGAGAAUAUUCUGAAGAUAAAGAGCGCGUCUGGUGCGAAAGAGUUUCACGCGUCCGCGAAGAAAAAGAUGGCAACCACGGACGGUGGGAACAGAGUAAAAAUUGGGACGAGCAGAGAGACUUGUAUCACGAUGACCGACAAAAAGCUGGUGGAAGAAAUGGUGGAAAUUGUAAGGAACGAGGUGUAACUAUCAAGGCGAGCGGACACGUGCUUCUAA